AUGGCGGCACUGCUGCUGCAGGAGUUGGAGCCUUCCGAGCUAUCAAAGAUACCAAAAACCGUUCAGAACAAACUCGAGAGGCUUUUGUCGGACCAGCUCUAUGAAAUAGAUUAUGUAAAAGCACAACAGGAACAAUUUCGCGUUGACAGCGAACAACAAUUCUUUGAAAAGGUGAAACAACUCUCUCAGAGUCAAGAAGACUAUUUGUCCCAGAAUCAAGAACAUCUUCAACUCAAAGAGGAGUUUAAAGAGCAAGAGGAAGAUCUUAAAAGUGUGCGUGAGAAGAAUGGAGAAUAUGAAUCCUCUCACGCGAGGCUGUCAUCUGAGCAGAUUUUGCUGGCAAAGGCCAAAGAAGAACUGGAGACCGAAAAGCGAGAACUUGUGCGAACUCUGGAGAGGAGGUCCUUGGAAGUGGAGCAUUUAAAUGAUGACUUCAGGCAACUCAAUGACAAGAUGGUGGAGGUCAACACCUCCAAGAUGGCCCUCCAGAUGAAGUUGGAUGAACUUGAAUCGGCUGAAGUCAACAUCAAAUACAAGGAGAAGCGUAUGAAUCAGGAGAAGGAGCUGCUGAACAACCAGACCACUUGGCUCAACCACGAGUUGCAAGCGAAGAGCGAGGAGCUGCUGGCCCUCUCCCGGCAGAAGGGCAACGACAUCCUGGAGCUGAAAUGCAAGCUGGAGAACAAGGAAGACGAGUUGAACCGACAACAAGACCAAUUGGCAAGUUUCAAGAAUUCAAACGAGAACCUUCAGAAACGCAACGAGGACGUGAUCGGCACAUUGAAAGAAGCCAAAGAACAACAAGCCACCGUGGAGGAGAAGUUCAGAAACGAGCUGAACGCUAACAUCAAGCUUUCCAAUCUAUACAAGGGAGCGUCGGCGGAUUCUGAGGCAAAGAGUACCGAGCUGAGUGGCGCCGUGGAGGAGCUGCACAAGCUGCUGAAAGACGCCGGAGAAGCCAACAAGGCCCUGGAAGAGACGCUGCAGGAGAUGAACGGCGCCACGGACCAGAGCGUGGCCGAGCUGAAGGAGAGGGUCCGCGCUCUGGAGAAGGAGCUGGACGACGCCAACGAGCUGCUGUCCAGCGCCAAACUCAGAGGCCCUCUUGGCAUCACGUCUCUGAUCGCAGAGGAGCAAAUGACGACGAUGUCUCCAACGGCGGCGACUGUAUCCAAGAUAAAGCCCGGCAUGAAGCUGACGGAGCUGUACACGGCGUACGUGGAGAGCCAGGAGCAGCUGCAGUUGGAGCGACUGGAGAACAAGCGAGUCAACAAGUACCUGGACGACAUCGUGCAGGAGGUGGAGGCCAAAGCGCCGAUCCUCAAGCGGCAGAGGGACGAGCACGAGCGCAUGCAGAAGUCGGUGGUCAGUCUGUCCGCCAAGCUGGAGCAGGCUGUGAAGGAGGUGCAUCGUCUACAGAAGGAAGCCGACGAAGCCAACAAGCGCUCCUCCGUACUGGAGAGGGACAACCAGAGGUGCGAGCUGCAGCUGGGAGACAUGGCGCAACAGGUGCGUGUGCUGCUGAUCGAGCUGGAAGAGGCUCGCGGGAACUACGUGAUCCACGAGGAGGAGGAGGUGAGCUCGGCCGACGUCAGCAGCACAUCGGAGGUGAUCAGCCAACACCUGGUGACCUUCCGCGGCGUCGAGGAGCUCCAGAAGCAGAACCAGCGCCUCCUGGUGGCCCUCAGGGAGCUGAGCGACGCCCAGGAGAAGGAGGAGCUUGAGGCCUCGGGCGAUAAGCGUGGUGAACUGGAGCAGCGCUUUGACAAAGCCAAGCUGGAGCUGGAGACCCUGAACGAGCAGCGCAGCGAGCAGGUGAAGGUCACCGAGUCCAUCGUGAGGCAGAGGGACUUGUACCGGGUGCUGCUGGCUCAGGCCACCGGAGUCAGCUUCCCUCAGCAGGGUGCACAACCCGAGGAGUUCACCCUGACCUCCACCCCCCGGUGCUCACCUGCAGCCAUUCCCACCGCGGGAACGCCCACUUCCCUCGUGUCCAUGGGGAAGGAGUCUUCCGAAGCCUUGGAGGCCAAGGCGGCUUUGCAACAGUUGCAAGAAGUGUUUUCUGCCUACAAGAAGGAGCGCAUGGAGUGUAACAAGGCCACGGCGGAGCAGAACGAGAAGCUCCAGGAGCAGCUCUCUGACCUCCACGCCCAGAACUCUAAGAUAUCCACCCAGCUCGAGUUUGCCUCGAAGAGGUACGAGAUGCUUCAGGACAACGUGGAGCGCUACAGGAAAGAGAUCGCCUCCCUCAGAGAGAAAGGCCAGAAGAUGGCCGCCGCCGCACAGAGGCACGAGCAGACCAGCCACACUCUGAACGAGGAUCUGAAGGCUGCCCGAGAGAAGCUCACCAUGGCUGAGGGCCGCGCCGAGAGUCUCCGGAAGGAGAGGGACCUGCUGAAGCUCGUGGAGUCUCAACUGAACCAGGAGAGGGAGUCCAUCCUGAGCCACCAACAGAGCCAGAGCCUGCUGAUGGCCAACCUCCAGGCAAUUCAGGCCACUCUCGAGCGCUCGGAGGCCGAGACGCACCGACGUCUGAACGGCCAGGUGGAGAAGCAGGAACGAGAGAUCUCCCAGCUGCAGAAGAGGCUGGAGCACGAGGUGGAGCAGCGCCACCUGCUCAGCAGGAACCAGGAAAUCCAGUUGAUGGAGGUAAAGAGGCAGCUGGAGCUGCAGGUUCCGACCCACCAGAGGACCAAAGAGCUGCUGAGCGGCGCCGAGCUGGAGCUCAACACCCUCCGGCUGCAGCUGGGCAGCAGCGAGCGGCGCCACAGCCUGAGCUCCCCCCCCACAACCAGCGCCAGAGGCCUGCUGCCGGGGUCUGAUCACGACCGCGAGGACCUGCAGGGCCGCCUGCGGCUCGCCGAGUCCCGGUCCUUGGAGCUGGCGGAGAGCCUCCGGGUGGCCACGGCCAGCGUGGAUCAGUACCGGGCCAUGGCCCAGAGCCUGGAGGAGUCCCUGGACAAAGAGAAACAGGUAACGGAGCAGGCGCGCUCGUCCAUCGAGGCUCGCAUGAAGGAGGCCGAGCGGCAGCACCGCCGGCUGGAGGAGAAGCUUCUGGAGGCGGAGAAGGAUAAACUCUCCACGGAGGAGCAGAAGAAGAGAGCCCUGGCCUCCCUCGAGGAACAGAUGAGCAGCCUGAGGAGGAGACUCUGCAGCGCUCAGGCCGACCACCAGGCGGCGCUGCAGCAGGUCAACGUGGCUGAAGCCCAGCAGCAGCAGGCGCUGCAGGACAGCCGAGAGCAGGCUAAGCUGGCGUUUGAAGCGCAAGACAAGUACGAGCGUGAGAUGAUCCUGCACGCGGCCGACGUGAAGGCCCUGCAGGCCGCCACGGCUCAGGCCACGCAGGCCGCGGAGCUCCGACACCAGCUGGACGAGAGAGCCCAGCGGGUCGGCGCCGAGCUGCUGGAGGCCCGGGUCUCCUGGGAGGAGCAGGAAAAGAUCCUGAAGGAGGAGAUGUCAAAGAUGGAGAUCCGCUCCGAGGAGCUGCAGAGGCAGAACACCCUCCUGCACGAGCAGAUCCAGACCAUGAGCAGCAAGAUGGCCGACAAGUUGCAGCAGGCGGUCAGCGAGAGUCCGUUGAACAUCUCCCUGACCGAGGAGGGCAAGUCUCAAGACCAGGUCCUGGAGAUUCUCAGGUUUGUGCGUCGAGAGAAAGAGAUUUCUGAGUCUCGCUUCGAGGUCGCCCAAGGGGAGAGUCUGCGUUACCGUCUGCGGGUGGAGCAUCUGGAGCGAGAGCUGAAGGAGGUGCAGGACAGCUUGAGUGCUGCGAAGGAGAGGAUGCAGGUGGUGACGGCGAAGACACUGGCUCAGCACGACGAGCUGAUGAAGAAGACUGAGACGAUGAGCAUCCUGAUGGAGACCAACAAGAUGCUGCGUGAGGAGAGGGACAAGCUGGAGCAAGAGCUGCACCAAACCCAAGCUAAGGUACAAAAGCUGGAGUCCGACAUCAUGCCGCUGCAGCAGGCCAACUCCGAGCUGAGCGAGAAGAGCGGCAUGCUGCAGGCGGAGAAGAAGAUCCUCGAGGAGGAGAUCAAGCGCUGGAAGGCUCGGACCCAGCAUUUGGUGAGCCAGCAAAAGGAUUCUGACCCCGAGGAGUACAAGCGUCUGCACUCUGAGAAGGAGGCCAACCUGAAACGCAUCCUGCAGCUCACUGAGGAGAGCACCAGGCUCAAAGCAGAGGUGGCCAGGACCUAUAUUCUCACGACGUCUCUGCAAAGCCAGAUGCAGAAUAUGAGUAAGAUAACCGAGGAGAGGAACAAGCUGAAGAAGGAAGCGGAAACCAAGAACCAGGAACUCCAGGAGAAAGUGAAGACCAUCACUCAGGUGAAGAAGAUUGGACGCCGCUACAAGAUGCAGUACGAUGAACUCAAGUUGGAGCACGACAAGCUGGUAGCCGAGGCGGCGGCGGGCCCGUCCCAAGAAGAAGAGGCUCGCCAAGCCUCGGUCCAGGAGCUGCAGAGCCUCCGAGACGCUCUGAGCCAGACGGAGGCCAAGACCAGAGAGCUGGAGGGGCAGCUGGAGACCAGCAGCAAGGCGGCUGCAGAGCGUGAGACUGAAGGCCGUGGCGCCCAGGAGCAGUCGAUCCGGCUGCAGGCGGAGCUCGCCAGGCUGAGGCAGGAGCUGCACGACAAGGCGUCUCACGAGGACACGCUGAGGCAGCAGAUGACCGACAAGGAGGACAAGACCAGGAAGGCCAUCGUCUACGCCAAGCAGAAGAUCAACCAGCUCACAAGCUCCAAAGACCAGCUGCACAAGGAAAACGAGGAGCUGAAGCAGCAGCGCGAGGAGCUGGAGGUGCGAGUGGGCGCUCUGAAGUCUCAGUUCGAAGGUCGCCUGAGUCGCCAGGAGAGGGAACUGAGAGACCUGAGGGGUCAGCAGGAGAGGCAGGAGCAGAGGGACGAGCCACCGGAGGCCGGGCCCUGCAAGACCCAGGAGCAGCAGAGGAGUACCGAGCAGAGGCAGAUCAGCCUGAAGACGACCCCGGCGGCAGACAGGGGGAGCGCCAGCACAUCCGAGCCGCCCACCGCCAACAUUAAGCCGACGCCCGUGGCGACGUCGAGCAAGCAGCCCGUGAACCCGGGCAACAAGCCCCCCCCGAGGGCGAGCAUCCGGCCCAUGAUCACCCCGGCCACCGUCCCCACCCCGACCCCCACCGCCACCGUCAUGCCCACCACGCAGGCGGAGACCCAAGAAGCCAUGCAGUCCACCGAGGGCCCGCCGGUGGAGCACGUGACCGUGUACGGCAGCGGCUCGGUUCGCUCCGCCAGCCCCAACGUCCAGAACACGCUGACCAGCGCCAUGCUGACGGGGCAGCAGACGCAGACCACGGCGUUCGUCCAGCCCACGCAGCAGCAGAGCGUGAGCCACGCGGAGCCGGCCAAUCAGGAGCCGCCGCCGCCCAUGGUCAUCGAGGCGACGCCCAGCUCGCAGGUGGAAUGGCCCUCGACGUCUUCCUCGGUGUUUGGAACUGUUUCGGCAACGCCAGGAAUGUCCUCCAUGUCCAAGAGGCCUCGUGAGGAGGAGGAGGAGAGCGCCGCCACCCUGGUCACCGACACGGAGUCCGCCCAGGAGGACAGCGCCAGGGCUCCGAUCCCCAAGAAGCUGCGUAUCGUACAGAGAGUGGGUCCAGAGGAGGAGGUGCUGGUGGAGGACAGUGCUGAGGCGGUGGUGCUAACAGACAGUCAAGAUCGUGCAGAAGCAAGCCAGACGGAGGACUUCCCGGUCCUGGAGGAGGGAGAUGACGGUUCAGCCUCCCAGUCCAUCAUGAUAUACCAAGAGGUCACCCUGACCCAGAGUGACUCUCCUCACCAGUUGCAGCAGGAGGUCAUCGUCAUAGUGACGGACACGGAGAGUGACGAUGAAGAGGAUGAGGAAGAAGAAGAGGAGCCGGACUAUGAAGAGGAAGAAGAAGAGGAGGAGGAGGAAGACGAAGAGGACGAGGAGGAAGACGACGGAGAGAUGGAGGAAGGAGAAGACAGCAACGAGGGAAGCGGAGACGGCAAUGAGGCCUACGAGGAAGACGAAGCAGAGGGCGCUGACGUCACCGACCUGGGCACGGAGACGGAGGAGAGUCUGGGGGCGUCCGACUCUACCCAGCGGCCGGCCGACUCCCAGACCGGCUUCGACGGCUCGAUGGAGGCGUCGUACGCUGCGGAGCAGCCAAUCAGCAGCUCCGGUUCCCGGUUGCCUCAGUCGCCACGGAGACCGACACACCUGCUGCCCCCCCGCCUGAACAUCGCCCCGACGUCAGAGCUUGGACCGCCCGCUCAGGUUCAGCGUAUCCCAGUGCGUCGCCAGUCGGUCGGCAGAGUCCCGACGCUCACCCCCGGGGUGCCGGUCAGUUCCCACUUCUUUGAUGACGAUGACCGGAUGGUUCCCAGCACGCCGACUCUGGUGCUGCCGCAGCGCUCCGACGGGUUCGACCAGACGAUCCAUUCUCCCCAGGUAGCCGGCGUGCCUCGCUUCAGGUUCGGUCUCUCGGACGACGUUCCUCAGACCUCCUCUUCCUCUUCCUCGCACUCGGACCUGGGACAGCUGGCCUCGCACGGAGGCCUCGGGAUGUACGAAAGCCCGUUGUUCCUGGCGACGCACGAAGAGGAGUCGGGCGGACGCACCGUCCCCACCACGCCGUCUCAGGUGUCGGCUCCAGUAACCAUCUUCUCGGAGGCGGCUCAGUCCGACGCCCCCGGUGACCACGCCUCCCAGUCGGUUCCCAUGGUGAGCACGUCCACGCCGGGCCCGGGAGCGGGCGGCGCCACGGAGGACGACGUCUUCCUGGAGCCCGACGCCGACCGGUCCAGUGCUGAGGUGCUGUUGGACCCGGUGGCCUCUCAGGGGGACUCUGAGGACCCGGGCCACCAGCCGGCCUGCCUCCCCUCCACCAGCCAGGAGCCGUCCUCCAGCUCUGCAGACACCAGCAGUGCGGCGCCCUCCAGACCCGGCUCCAGCCGGCAGCUGCAGCGCUGGCCGGAGCACCGCGGGGGGCGCAUGAAGAGAGGAGGUGGGUUUCCUUCUCGAGGAGUUCACGGGCGACGAUUCGCCAGAUGAGGGUCGAAAAACUGACCGUGACCAGAGUUUUCCCGUGUGUUCAAAUUCCAAUAUCCUAGUGAUGAUGAUGAUGAUCACUCAUUCUGACGCCUGUUGUUUUUAUUUUUUUGGGAUGUCUCCAGUGUUUUUAUGAAGAAUGUAAUAAACUUUAAAAGCUGUAAGACAAAA
Pseudoliparis swirei is the source of this 7215-nucleotide messenger RNA. It is a transcript of the gene tprb, whose product is annotated as translocated promoter region b, nuclear basket protein. The record is from RefSeq and is a predicted model, not a curated record. Gene Ontology annotation, molecular function: structural constituent of nuclear pore. Gene Ontology annotation, cellular component: nuclear pore. Gene Ontology annotation, biological process: mRNA export from nucleus; protein import into nucleus. The coding region runs from base 1 to 7047 and encodes 2348 amino acids. The transcript is spliced from 51 exons. NCBI's taxonomy places the organism in Eukaryota, Metazoa, Chordata, Actinopteri, Perciformes, Liparidae.